UUGUAAAAUGGACUCAUCAGAAAAUUCGAUUAUCAGCAAUGAACAAAAAGACGAGCUUCAUUCUAUGCCUCAACAGAUGUAUCACAACCAGAUUGGAAAAAGAGUUAUGGGAGAUGAGACCACAGGUUCCAUGGAAAGCCUAGAAAAUCCAAAUGAACCUCGUCGUCGUUCAACCAGAGACAUUAAAAAACCAAAAUUUGAUGAUGAAUUGGUAGAAAGUGUUGUACUAAAUAAACAAACAUCUAAACGACGACAUUCAAACGAAAAACAUAUUGUGACAAAUGUUAAUAAUAAUACUACAAUAAAUCCGCCUAUCAACACAUUUCCGAGCAGAAUUCCUGUUACUUGUAAUAACAACAAUAAUAAUGUUGCUACUUUAGGUGGAAAUGUUCAUUUAUUAAAUGCUCCUUCAAAUGAGAUGGAUAAAACACAUCAACAAUCAAAUAAAAAUAGAAGAAAAACAACACCAGAAGUAAAUACUUCAAUUAUUAGAAAUUUACAACCUUCUAUAGCUUUAUUAAAUCAAUGGACACCUGAAGAUGAUAUUGCUUUAAUUGCUGCUGUGACACACGUUGCUGAUCUCUGGAUUGUUUAUACUCAAAUGCGUUUUUCUCGUCGUUAUACGCUUGAACAGAUAGAAGAACGUUGGUAUGAACUUUUAUAUGAUGAAGAAUCGAGUUUAAUUGCAAAAAGAAGAAUGGAACAAAUGGAAAAACAAAAAAUUAUAUCAAUACAAGAACGAAUCCCCUUCUCUUUAUCAGAAGAAAAUUUAUUGAGACAAAUUCCUUCUUCUGCUCCACAACCCAUAAGUUCAAUUUUGUCAAAAAUUUUGGAACAAAAUAGGGACACUACUUUUCAUUAUGCUAGAACAGUUAAAAUAUUGGAAGAACAUUGGAGGGAAUUGAGGCUUUAUGGACUUUUGAAUGAUCAAAGGGCAGCAACAACAACACAGCAACAAUUAAAUAAUUUACAACAAGAUGAAGAUAAUUUUACUUUUGAUCUCUACUCAUUAGGUUCUUCAACAGAUGUUAACAACGGUCAACAACUUCCAAUGGACGUAGAAGAACGCCAAUUUACUCGAAACGCAGCAAUUUGUGAACGAGAAACAAAAGAAUGGGAAGGGGCGGCAGUUUUAGUCUCUAAUAUUAUCGGAAUUAUGCCUAGUGAACCAAUAAUGUCCCCUGAAACUGUUGGGCUUUUUUGUGGACGUUGUACAACUUUUGAUGUUCGAAAAGAGAGGGUAUUGAUUGGGAGAAGUACAAAAAGACACAAUGUUGAGGUCAAUUUAACGUUGGAAGGACCAACUUCUUAUAUUAGUAGAAAACAGGCAAUAUUUAAACUGACAGAAAAUAAUAAUUGUUUACUUCGAAAUAUUGGAAAACGACAUAUUAACGUUAAUGGAAGAGCUCUUUUACAAGGAGAAGCAAUUGAAUUAAUUAAUAAUUCAAUUAUAGUUAUUGCCCUAAUUCAUUUAAAAUUUUUAAAAAAUUUGAAUUAUCGAGGAAAAGGAGGAGGAGGGGGAAGUAGCAGCAACAGCACUAACAAUGGAGCUGUUGAGGGUGGAAGUAAUUCUAAUGUUAAAUAA
This is a messenger RNA of Meloidogyne enterolobii, 1585 nucleotides long. NCBI's taxonomy places the organism in Eukaryota, Metazoa, Nematoda, Chromadorea, Rhabditida, Meloidogynidae. The record is from the annotation of a GenBank genome assembly.